Paramecium primaurelia is the source of this 252-nucleotide messenger RNA. Lineage: Eukaryota; Ciliophora; Oligohymenophorea; Peniculida; Parameciidae. The record is from the annotation of a GenBank genome assembly.
AUGCAUGUUUAUGAGAUGAAUAUUACUAAUAAAUAAAAUAUAAAAACAAAAGAUAUUUCUGUGAUAAGGGGUGGUAAUUGUAGGUUUUUCUUUCCUUAAUAAUAUAUACAUUCAAAAUUUUUACUUGUUAAUAAGAAUGGUUAUUAUGUUAAUUUGAUAUGGAUAAACAAAAAUGGUGAUUUUAUAUCAUUAUAAUCUAUUGAUUUUGGAACUAGUGAUCUAUAUGGAUAAAUGAGUGAAGAUAGUAUUUGA